Molecule: messenger RNA, 171 nt
Organism: Penicilliopsis zonata CBS 506.65
Lineage: Eukaryota; Fungi; Ascomycota; Eurotiomycetes; Eurotiales; Aspergillaceae
Exons: 1
Biological process (GO): protein ubiquitination; modification-dependent protein catabolic process
Cellular component (GO): cytoplasm; nucleus
Molecular function (GO): ubiquitin protein ligase binding; protein tag activity
Source: RefSeq, a predicted model, not a curated record
ACCAUCGACAACGUUAAGAGCAAGAUUCAGGAUAAGGAGGGUAUCCCGCCGGACCAGCAGCGUCUCAUCUUCGCCGGCAAGCAGCUGGAAGAUGGUCGCACGCUUUCCGACUACAACAUCCAGAAGGAGAGCACCCUGCACCUGGUGCUCCGUCUCCGUGGCGGCAACUAA